UGGCUUAUUAAAAAGCACAUGUUUACAUUUUCUCAGACUCAAAAAAUCAGACUCAAAAGUCAGACUGCAAUGCAAAUAUUCAAAUGAAAUCUCAGUUUUGAAAUUUUGAAAUAGAGUAUUUAAAACAACGAGGAUAGUUAACUGUUAAGCUAAUCGACCUGUGCUUUCGGUGAUUCAAUUUACUUUUAUCAAGAUGUUUCAACAAUUUUGGGAUAUACUCCAAUCUUUGGUUCCCUAUGAAACUGACCCUGGCUUUAGUGAAGACUUGCUAGAAGUUCUGUUUGAGGAUGAUGGAUCUCACUAUGAAACGGAGAGAAUUAGUGGCACUGUGACCACGUUGCGAGAGAACCAAACUUUAGCAAUAAUCAAUCAUGAUGUUUACAUGGAUUUGUCAGUUCCCAUUCCCGGUGGAAAGAAGCUUCGCCUGAAUGACUUCAUUGUUGCUGUGGUGAAGAGACGCUGUGAGAAAGAUGAUGCAUGGAGGGUAGAAAGAGUGGAAAUGGUUGAAAGAACUAAUAGCUGGAAGAAUAGAAAAGAUAAUGAAGAUCUUUACGACACACAAGAAGUGCAGCAUUUUCACAAUGGUGGAUGCACUGAUCAGUCUGCUGAACACCUCCAGUCUAAAACAGUUGUUGGGCAAGUCACAAGUGUUUCUAGUAAAGUUAUCAUCAACAAUGGGGAAUUUGAACUCUCUCAAAGUAAUGUUGAUGGCAUUAUCUAUGUUGUUGGAGACUGGAUUACGCUGAAGAUUCUUUUUGAUCCUGAAGAAACUGAAAAAAAGCCAAAAUGCACAAGCGCUGAGCCUUUGAGAAAAUGGAAAUUUGAAGGCAGAAUCAAUAUCUUUCAAGAAGACAAAGGAAUUAUUGAUAAUGACAUUUUUUUUAAUGUGGCAGUAUGCAUGAACGGGUACAAACCCAGUUUGAAAGAUUUCGUUCACGUAACCGCUAUUGAGAGCAACGCUGGUGGUGAAGAUUUCAUGUGGCGUGCCAUUUCUGUAGUCCCUACCUCCAAUUGUGGACGUUCAACACGAAAUAACGAUUUAUCUUCAACUCGAAUUCUCAAAGAAGCUCGUGAAAUCGCUAUCGACAAAGAAACAAAUUUCGGUUCCAUGGAAAUAGCAACUCAAAAGGAAAUUCGCAUUGAAGUAAUGAACGUCGACUUGUUCGAGCACACAUUGUUAAACGCUAAAUUCCUCAACACGCGAAGCAAUUUCGAAAUAUGCAAUCAAAGUUUCCCCGUCAUCGUACCUGUCAAUGGAAAAGUCUACAUUGAGAUAUUCUUCAAGGCCACUACUAUGGGGAAAAUGGAUGACGUGUUGGAAUUGGACUUUGGGAAAUUCAUCGUUGAACGAACCGUGAGUGCAGAGGUCCGAGGAAUAGAAAAUGUUGCUGGCGAAAAUUCGGCGGUUCCAUUUCUAACGCGCUUCAAACAGCGGCAGUCAAUCAGUCGUCGACAAGUGAUGGAGGACGAAUCACAUCGAGACUCUAAUUGGGUGAUGAAAGGAAUCCGGCCCUUCAAGCCUCCGCCAUUUACAACCCUGCGAUUGGCCGAGUAUCCAGUUCCGCGCUCUUUAUGGCAAGCGGUUCAGCAGAAAACUGAUUUGGUUGCGAGCAAUACGUCGUUGGGUGAUAUUUUACAGCCAAAGAACUACUGCAUCAAGUUCCAGACACUUUUGCAUCUGGAAGAAAUCGAAACGACCACGCGCUUGCGCGAUUACGACAUUGACAGGGCUUCACUGAAACCAAUGGGUCCUUACUUGGCCCUAGAAGUCAUUGGAUUGUCAGAAAAAAGACCAUCACUUGUUGCAGGUGAUGGAGUAAUACUCUCAAAUCCAUGGGGAGGAGGAGGCUUGUGUUACGAAGGAUUUGUCCACAAAACAUUGAAAUCAGAAGCACUCAUCCAGUUCCAUCCAGACUUUCAUCAAAAAUACGACGGGGAAGACUACGCCGUCCGCUUCGUGUUCAGUCGGACGACGAUGCGGCGCUACCACACGGCAGUCGAAACGUCGGCCAAACACCCUGGAUUCAAAAUUCUGUUUCCCAACGAUCCCGAAGUUCGCCCGCCGCAGUUCAAGUUGCGCAAGACGAGUUCCGUUGCUGAUCGUCUGUUCCAAAAGAAAUCGGAAGAAGAUCAAAUUGACUGGGUUAAUCCUUGUUUAAAUCGCGAGCAACGACGGGCUGUCCUCCGCAUUCUGGAGGGUGUCCAUCGUCCCAUUCCUUACAUCAUUUACGGUCCGCCGGGCACAGGCAAGACGGUGACGGUGGUCGAGGCAAUCUUACAAGUAUUUUUGUUGUGCCCACGCAGCCGCAUUCUCGUUGCCACACCAUCCAAUAGCUCUGCGGAUUUGAUUGCUCAUCGGUUACACGAAAGCGGCCGAGUCAGCGUCGGUGAAUUGGUCCGUUUGAACGCCUUCAGCCGUAAUAUGGACACAAUGUCUGAAGCCAUACAGCAGUACUGUAUGACGUGCGACGAACUUCAAAAGGCUAUUCGCCACCGCAUUCUAGUCACGACGUGCACUACGUCAGGAAAGGUUUACACCAUGUGCCUUCAGAUCGGACAUUUCACUCACCUCUUUAUCGACGAAGCUGGACAGGCCACUGAGCCGGAAACUCUAGUCUCGGUCGGCCUGAUUCGCUGCGAUUCCAAUCCGGGACAGAUCAUUCUAGCCGGAGAUCCUAAGCAGCUGGGACCUGUGUUAAUGAGUCAGCAUUCUUCUUCCUAUGGAUUAAGCCUUUCCUUGCUGGAACGAUUGUCGAACAAUCCGCUCUACUCGCGCAGCAAAUCGUUCGCCGACAGUGGCCACUACAACCCCAAUCUACUGACGAAGCUUGUCCGCAAUUAUCGGUCUCAUCCUUCGCUCCUAACUUUGCCUUCUUUGAUGUUUUAUGAAAAUGAGCUCGUGUCCUGUGCACCAGUGGAGACGGCCGAAAAGAUGGCCCAUUUCAGUUGGUUGCCCAAACCUGGAAUUCCUCUGCUCUUCCACGGCAUCCGCGGUGAAAACUAUCAGGAAACUGACAGUCCCUCUUGGUGCAAUCCGGCUGAGGUCUACCACGUCAUCCGCUACUUGCAGCUGCUCCUCAACGCCAAGGUGGAUCCAAUCAACGUCGGUGUCAUCACACCCUAUCGCAAACAGGUUGAAAAGAUCCGCAGUUUCAUCAAGUCCAACGAUCUAGUCCCGUUCAAAGUGGGCUCUGUCGAAGAGUUCCAAGGCCAAGAGAGGGACGUCAUUAUCGUGAGUACCGUUCGCUCACACGAGUAUUACGUCGAUCAAGACGUCAUCCAGCAUUUGGGAUUCCUCCGCAGUCCCAAGCGAUUCAAUGUCACUGUCACUCGUGCUAAAUCUCUGUUGAUUGUCAUCGGAAAUCCACAUUUACUUGUCCACGAUGAACAUUGGGGUCCAUUCCUCAAACACUGUGCUCAACUAGGCGCUUACACCGGCUGUGAUUUACCUGAUUUGUAAUGAUCAAACAUUAUUGUGUGUGUAAUAAGAAAUACAAUACAAGGAAUAUUUUCAUCAA
Molecule: messenger RNA, 3518 nt
Organism: Daphnia pulex (common water flea)
Lineage: Eukaryota; Metazoa; Arthropoda; Branchiopoda; Diplostraca; Daphniidae
Product: RNA helicase Mov10l1-like
Exons: 4
Coding region: 194-3460 (1088 amino acids)
Molecular function (GO): helicase activity
Source: RefSeq, a predicted model, not a curated record